Molecule: messenger RNA, 1761 nt
Organism: Zootoca vivipara (common lizard)
Lineage: Eukaryota; Metazoa; Chordata; Lepidosauria; Squamata; Lacertidae
Source: RefSeq, a predicted model, not a curated record
AUGGUAGUAUUAGUUGUCUUUCUGCUAAUACUGCUUUCUCAUAUUGCCUCUGAGGAUCACUAUGCUAAAUGCAGGGUCCAUGCUCCAUACCCUCCACUCCAAAAAUAUCAUCUGUCAGGCAACAUCAUAAUUGGUGGGAUUGUUUCUCAUAGUUUCACCAGUGUUAAUUCAGUAGCCUUCACAACAGAACCUCCAGCACCUUCAUUUGAAGAUCUUUUUUUUGUGCCUAAAAAUUACCAGCACAUCCUGGCCUUGGCAUUUGCAGUACAGGAGAUAAAUGAAAACCCUCAGCUAUUACCAAAUGUCACCUUGGGUGUCUGCAUCUAUGACAGCUAUUUCAAUGCACAGAGGACUUAUCAUGCUACUAUGCUACUUACAUCCACAUUGGAGAUAUUUGUCCCUAACUAUUUAUGUGACACCCAGAAUCAUUUGGUAACAGUCAUUGGAGGACUAGAUUCAGAUAUUUCUCUUUAUGUGGCCACUGUAUUGGAUAUCUACAAAAUUCCACAGCUCCAUCACUUUCUCAGAAGUGUUUCCUUUAAUAACAGUGCUGGGGACCAGAUUUCUUUCGAUCAAAGUGGGAAAAUAAUAGCUGGAUUUGAUGUUAUAAACUUGAUCGUUUCCUCCAACCAAUCCUUUCAUAAAGUGAAAGUUGGUAGGCUUGAUCCUCAGGCUCCUCCAGACAGAGUGUUGACCAUCAAUGACAAGGUCAUAAGAUGGCACAGCUUGUUUAACCAGGUACAACCUUUUUCUGUAUGCACUGAGAGUUGUUAUCCUGGUUAUAGCAAGAAAGUGAAGGAGGGGGAGCCAUUUUGCUGCUAUGAUUGCAUUCCAUGUCCUGAAAUGAAGAUUUCAGCUCAAAAGGAUAUGCAUGACUGUUAUGACUGCAUGGACACAACCUAUCCAAACAUGAAGCAUGAUUUUUGCAUACCCAAAGCUAGAACAUACUUAUCUUAUAAAGAACCUCUGGGAAUCACCUUAAGCCUCUUUGUACUUUCCUUAGCGUUAAUAACAGCUCUGGUGCUGGGAAUAAUUCUGAAGAACCACAACACUCCCAUCGUCAAAGCCAACAACCGGAACCUCACAUACAUUCUCCUGAUCUCCCUUCUGCUUUGCUUCAUUUCUGCAUUGCUUUUAAUUGGCCAUCCUGAACCGGUGACAUGUCUUCUCCGACAAACUGCUUUCAGCACCAUCUUCUCAGUGGCUGUUUCUUCUGUGCUGGCAAAAACUAUCAUGGUGGUUCUGGCAUUUAUGGCCACAAAGCCAGGAAGCAGGAUGAGAAAAUGGGUGGGGAAAAGCCUGGCCAACUCCAUUGUUGCAUCUUGUUCCUUUGUGCAAGCAGGCAUUUGCAGUGUGUGGCUGGCAACCUCUGCCCCAUUCCCAGAUGUGGACAUGCACUCAGUGACUACAGAAAUUAUAUUAGAAUGUAAUGAGGGAUCUGUCAUUUUAUUCUCUUGUGUCUUGGGCUAUCUUGGCUUCUUGGCUAUUGUCAGUUUUGUUGUGGCUUUCUUUGCUAGGAAGUUACCAGACAGUUUCAAUGAAGCCAAGUUCAUCACUUUCAGCAUGUUGGUGUUCUGCAGCGUGUGGCUUUCCUUCAUUCCAGCUUAUCUGAGCUCCAAGGGCAAAUACAUGGUGGCUGUGGAGGUCUUUUCUAUUUUAGCUUCCAGUGCUGGCUUGCUUGUUUGCAUCUUUGCACCCAAAUGUUAUAUCAUUUUGUUGAGACCUGAGCUGAACAACAGGGGACAGCUAAUAAGAAGAUAA